AUGGGCGCACGUCUGCAAGGAGAAGAGAACUUCCAUCGGUGCUGUCAGGCCUUCCUGAAGCUCUCGGAUCAGUUAAGAGACGGCUGGACUUGGGAGUCGGUCAAGAGUUCAAAUGAGGGCUACCUGAGAAAAACUUCUCUCAGGUCAGUCUCGGUCCAUUCUGGAGCUAGCUGGAUUCCCGCUGCUGAUGAGGAAACCAAUGAGGACUUUGAUCACCAUUGUCAUGAAGAUGCUGUUAGCAGUCAAGUCAUCCAGUAUGAAUAUCACAUCCUGUACUCCUGCAGCUAUAUGAACCCAGUGCUCUAUUUCAGAGCCUUCACUCUCGAGGGGAGGAGUCUUUCUUUAGACCAAGUGUGUCGUUCCGUCCAUCCGCACUUCAGGUUGCGACUACAGCAAAGUCCAUUGACGACCAUCACGCAGCAGGAGCAUCCACUCCUAGGUCAGCCUUUCUUCAUGCUCCAUCCCUGUAGAACUGAGGAAUUUAUGAAACCGGUUGUGCAAAUAGAAAAAGAGCAACACAGUCAAGUGAACUACAUUUUGACAUGGCUCAGCUCGGUCGGCCCUCUGGUGGGUUUGGAUGUUUCCCUGAAGUAUCCCAUCCUGCAACGUCAGCUCUCUGAACCCGAAGAAUGUCCGGAGCCCUUUCCACCGUCGUGA
Molecule: messenger RNA, 657 nt
Organism: Nerophis lumbriciformis (worm pipefish)
Lineage: Eukaryota; Metazoa; Chordata; Actinopteri; Syngnathiformes; Syngnathidae
Source: RefSeq, a predicted model, not a curated record